Molecule: messenger RNA, 2432 nt
Organism: Lolium rigidum
Lineage: Eukaryota; Viridiplantae; Streptophyta; Magnoliopsida; Poales; Poaceae
Product: UDP-glucuronate:xylan alpha-glucuronosyltransferase 1-like
Exons: 5
Coding region: 294-2180 (628 amino acids)
Biological process (GO): xylan biosynthetic process
Molecular function (GO): glycosyltransferase activity
Source: RefSeq, a predicted model, not a curated record
AUAUAAAAGAGCUUCGCCUCCUCUUGAGCUCUCCCUCAUAUACACACACCACUCGAGUGGAGUUUUAUUGCGUGAGUGCGCUGUCCGUAGAAAGAGGUGAGAGAGAGAAGCAGAGCCGAGGAGACGCACCCGUUUCUCGCCUUCCACCUUCCAUCAUCGGCCAAUUCGGCGCUCGCCGGCGUUCCGUCUAGCGGAUGAGAAGCGGCGUGACGGCGACGGCGGCGGCGUGACCUUCUUCGCUCCUCGGAGAAGAAGAAGAGAGCGGAGGACGAGAACCGACGGAGGAGGGUCCAAUGGAGCAGCGCUACCGACCGGCUGGAGCCCCUGAUGAUACUACCAAGAGAAGGGCCACCAAAAGCAAAAGUUUCAAAGAUGUUGAAAACUAUGAAGUUCUUGUCCUCGAGAAGAACUGUGGUUGCAAGUUCAAAUCUUUGCGCUACCUGCUUAUAGCUAUUAUUUCUGCAACGUUUGUUACCCUCCUAACUCCGACCUUGUACGAGCGCCAACUACAAUCCAGUUCUUUGUAUGUCGAUGUUGACUGGAUAUGGGACAAAACAAUUUCUGAUCCACGAUAUGUAUCAUCUGUUGAUGUUCAGUGGGAUGAUGUAUAUUCAUCACUGGAAGAUCUUAAGGCUGGUAACCAAAAGCUGAAAGUUGGACUCUUGAAUUUUAAUAGCACUGAGUUCGGCUCUUGGUCGCGGAUACUCCCUGAAAGCCAUGUUUCAGUUAUAAGACUAGAGCAUGCCAAGGAAAGCAUUACUUGGCCUGCCCUAUAUCCUGAAUGGAUAGACGAGGAGGAGGAUUCUGAGAUACCAUCCUGUCCAUCAUUUCCAGAGCCUAAUGCCCGAAAAGGUGUAUCGUUUGAUGUUAUUGCUGUGAAACUUCCCUGUACAAGGGUGGCAGGUUGGUCAAGAGAUGUUGCCAGGCUCCAUUUGCAGCUCUCAGCGGCAAAAUUGGCCGUGACCUCUUCAAGAGCCAACCGGAAGGCCCAUGUGCUUUUUGUGACGGACUGCUUCCCGAUUCCUAAUCUCUUCCCAUGCAAGAACCUUGUGAAACAUGAAGGCAAUGCUUGGUUGUAUAGGCCUGAUUUGAGGGCGAUAAAGGAGAAGCUUAGGCUUCCUGUUGGAUCGUGUGAGCUUGCCGUUCCACUUAAAGCCAAAGCAAGACUUUACUCAGUAGAUCGAAGAAGAGAAGCUUAUGCAACGAUACUGCAUUCAGCGAGUGAAUACGUAUGUGGUGCUAUCACAGCAGCUCAGAGCAUCAGGCAAGCAGGAUCAACCAGGGACUUGGUUAUCCUUGUUGAUGAUACCAUAAGUAAUCAUCACCGGAGAGGCUUGGAAGCUGCGGGCUGGAAGGUGAGAAUAAUCGAGAGAAUCAGGAACCCAAAAGCUGAGCGUGAUGCCUACAAUGAGUGGAACUAUAGCAAGUUCAGGUUAUGGCAGCUGACUGACUAUGACAAGAUCAUAUUCAUUGAUGCUGACCUCCUCAUCUUGAGGAAUGUGGAUUUCCUGUUUGCGAUGCCAGAGAUCACUGCAACUGGCAACAAUGCGACCCUCUUCAACUCUGGUGUGAUGGUCAUCGAGCCCUCAAACUGCACGUUCCAGCUGCUGAUGGAACACAUCAACGAGAUAACAUCGUACAACGGCGGUGACCAAGGGUACCUGAAUGAGAUAUUCACAUGGUGGCACCGCAUUCCGAAGCAAAUGAACUUCCUGAAGCACUUCUGGGAGGGUGACAGCGAGGCGAUGAAGGCGAAGAAGACCCAGCUGUUUGGCGCCGACCCGCCGAGCCUCUACGUGCUCCACUACCUAGGCGUGAAGCCAUGGCUGUGCUUCAGGGACUAUGACUGCAACUGGAACAACCUGAUGAUGCGUGAGUUCGCGAGCGAUGUCGCGCACGACCGGUGGUGGAAGGUGCACGACAAGAUGCCUCAGAAGCUUCAGUCCUACUGCCUUCUGAGAACGAGGCAGAAGGCUGGGCUGGAAUGGGACCGGAGGCAGGCCCAGAAGGCAAACGUUGAGGACGGCCAUUGGCGGCGGAACAUCACUGAUCCGAGGCUCAAGAUCUGCUUCGAGAAGUUCUGCUACUGGGAGAGCAUGCUGUGGCACUGGGGCGAGACAAACCGGACAAAGAGCACCCCUGUGCUGUCGACACCUACUGUGAGCUUGUCAAGCUCUUGAGCUGUGUAGAUAACCCGAGACAUAUUUAUACAGAAAGCUUUAUGUAUAGCACCAUACAUGCAUAGCAGCAGCUUGUAUAGGUAGCUAUGCUUAGGUCUUUUCCCAUACAAAUGUAAACCCUAUGUUGCCGUCCUGGCUGCGCCUCAUGUCUGGCAGCGGCGAUGGUCAACAAAUAUUUGGGUUGAUUUAGCUAAUAAGUUAUUUGUGCAUGUAAAUUCUCUUACUGGGAACACGGAAUGUUUUUUCACGACA